AUGGAUCCACUCAGUAUUACCGUCUCAGUCUCAUCCCUGAUCGUGGUCUGCACCCGUAUCAUAAAACUCUCUUCCGAUGUUAGCAACGCAUACCGAAGCGCAAGCUUUGUGCUAUCAGCAAUCGCAUCAGAAUGCGCGGUUAUCUCCGCCUCGUUAACCAGACUGCAAAACAUGUUAUUAAGCCAGCCUGAAAGAGCCAGCCCGUUAGCGGAGAGUCUCGAAACUGCUUUGCUAGGAUGCGCUUUGACAAUGUCUGUUCUGCAAGAACAACUGGGAGGUCUUGCAAAUGAGACUGAGGACGGCCAGUUGAAGGCGAAAAAGUUCAAAUAUGUGCUUGAACAGGAUUAUUUGAAGGAAUUACUUCAACAGGCUCGCGGGCAACAAGUAUCUAUCACUUUGCUGCUGCAGACCUAUCAGAGCGAGUCGCUCACAAAAAUCGAGCAAUCAAUGCAGGACUACAACAAAAUCUUGAAGCAUAUGGCCGAUAAAGGUAUUUCGUUAUGGCGUGGGGCUCAUUCAUCAGGAGGCUUUCCAGUUCCAACUGCAAUUGUCGGCAACAACGAAACAGACUCUGUCUUUGAGCUUUCCUCCAUUAUCACAGACACCCGCUUCGAUUUUGAUGACCAAGUCAUCGACUCCAAAGCUUAUCGCCGGGCUCUUGUGAACCUGCGACAAGCGCAAGCCUACUCAGGACAGCCUGGUUUUAACUUUAGUAAGUAUCAGGAAAUACCCGACAACCUUGGAGAUGAGGCGACAUUGCCGCAGACAGAAUUUACGCUCCCCUCUAUACAUACGCCCGAGUUUUUCGGAGAGAGUCACUACGGACUAGGGAUAGAUACUCCGUCUGAUGAGGAGGUCUUGGAUAUCCCUGUGCCAACACCUGCUGGGAACGGGGAGACUUUGAGCGUAGUGGCAGAAUCAACGUCCGAUGAAACUGUAUAUAUACACCCACAGUUUCUGUUUGGUCAGGCGGAAUACAAGGAUCCUAAGGAUUCCCGGCCUCAGAGCGCAGGACAAGGAACGUCGCCAAGGGAAACUACCCCGGAUGGACAAUAUCUCUGGUCCGCUGGAAUGUUCACCGGGCUUGAGGAUAACCAUUCCGUAUCAUUACACUUUCACCCUCAGAUGGAAAAUUUCGAGCCUGGGUUUAAAACCGGAGAACAUAUAAUGGGUUCAGCUUCACCAAUUUUGGAACAACCACCGCCAAAACCAUCAAAACAAGCAAGCGAAGCUGUUGCAGAAACAUCGCCAAAGCGGUCCCCAUGGAACUUUCAGCGACUCUUCUCAGGUCUAAUUAAGCCUCCGUCUAAUCUAGUUCCAGGACAAUCUCUAUUCGGGACUGGGGCUGAGAUAAGGCGUAAACUGGUGCUUGUGGGCGACCCCUGUGGCAAGACCUGCUUAGCAGUGGUAUUUUGCAAGGGCUUCUUCCCUAAAGUCGACAUGCCAACCAUCUUUGAAAACUAUGUCGCUGACGUCGAAGUCGAUGGGAAGUACGUAGAGCUGGCUGUAUGGGAUACCGCCGGUCUAGGUGACUAUGACUCUCUGAGGCCGUUAAGUUACCCAGAUUCUCACGUUGUGCUUUUAUGCUUUUCGGUGGCGAACAGAGAUUCUUAUGACAAUGUCAAAGAGAAGUGGAUCGGCGAAGUUCUACAUUUUUGUCGGAGUAUACCCAUCAUCCUAGUUGGGACGGAAAAAGACUGCCGAGAUAGAGGUGCGCCUUACCCGUAUGGGGAUACGGGAGCACCAGUAACCACAGAGGAGGGAGAAGAACUGCGGCGGAAGAUUGGGGCCGAAAAGUACAUUGAAUGCUCGGCUAAAACGAAUGAAGGGGUUCGCGAAGUCUUUGAAACUGCCACUAGAUUAGCGCUAACAGCUCGGCCUCAAAAAAGGAGGAAGAGGCGCUUAUAA
Molecule: messenger RNA, 1908 nt
Organism: Orbilia oligospora ATCC 24927
Lineage: Eukaryota; Fungi; Ascomycota; Orbiliomycetes; Orbiliales; Orbiliaceae
Exons: 3
Coding region: 1-1908 (635 amino acids)
Biological process (GO): small GTPase-mediated signal transduction
Molecular function (GO): GTP binding; GTPase activity
Source: RefSeq, a predicted model, not a curated record